Purpureocillium lilacinum is the source of this 522-nucleotide messenger RNA. The record is from RefSeq and is a predicted model, not a curated record. Lineage: Eukaryota; Fungi; Ascomycota; Sordariomycetes; Hypocreales; Ophiocordycipitaceae.
AUGGCCGAGAACAAGCAGGCGCAGACCAAGACCCCCUUCGACCAGCUGUCGGAGCAGGAGAAGACGCAGACCUGGACCGAGUGGGUCAAGGACUUCAAGCCUCCCCUGGGCUUCGGCGAGAUGUCCGAGGAGGACCAGAAGAAGACGUACAUGGAGUGGGCGCGGGAAAAGUACAACGAGCAGUACGAGAACUGGAUGCCGUGGAUCGAGGACCACUUCCUCAAGUGGUUCACCAAGGAUAACAAAGCGAGCUACGCCACCAAAGACACACUCGACAAGUCCAAGGUUACCGGCGUCGAGCAGGUCGACAAGCUGCAGGACGGCGUCAACAACCUCGUCGCGGGACAGGUCGGACAGGGUGGCCUCCUGCAACCGAUCGGCGACAUGGCUUCCAAGGAGGGCGUCAACAGGGCGGAGCGACAGGGCAAGGACGACAAGGGAGGAAUCCACGCUCUCGACUCGUCGGUAGCCGUCACUGGCCCGAACGGAACAGGAUACUGGACGAAGCUCUUCAAGCUCUAA